This is a messenger RNA of Seriola dumerili (greater amberjack), 1411 nucleotides long. RefSeq names its product ras-related protein Rab-15-like. Lineage: Eukaryota; Metazoa; Chordata; Actinopteri; Carangiformes; Carangidae. The transcript is spliced from 7 exons. Gene Ontology annotation, molecular function: GTPase activity; GTP binding. The coding region runs from base 10 to 648 and encodes 212 amino acids. The record is from RefSeq and is a predicted model, not a curated record.
UUUUCAGUCAUGGCUAAACAGUACGACAUUUUGUUCAGGCUGCUCAUGCUGGGGGACUCGGGAGUUGGAAAGACUUGCAUGUUGCGCAGGUUCACGGAAAGCGAAUUUGAUCCGUCACAUAUUUCAACCAUCGGAGUUGAUUUUAAAAUGAAAACACUAGAAAUAGAUGGAGUCAAGGUGCGAGUACAGAUAUGGGACACGGCUGGUCAGGAGCGUUAUCAGACCAUAACCAAACAGUACUACAGGCGGGCGCAGGGUAUCAUCUUUGUAUACGACAUCACAAACAAGCCGUCCUUUCAGCACAUAGCGAAGUGGGCCAGCGAUGUGGAUGAAUAUGCCCCAGACAAGGUGCAGAGGAUCUUGGUAGGAAACAAAUCUGAUGAGGAGCUCAGGAGGCAGGUGACGAAUGAGCAAGGAAGCAAGCUAGCAGAAACCUAUGAGAUGGAGUUCUUUGAAACCAGUGCUUCCACCAGCAGUAACAUCAGCGAGUCAUUCACUCGUGUGACAGAACUGGUGCUGCAGGCUCACAAGAGAGACGUGGACAGCUUGUUGGGAUCCCUGGAUGAUUAUCUAGAAAAGGCCGAUUUGGAGGAAGAGAAGGGGAGUCAAGAUACUGACGACAACGCUCAGAGGAGUUGUGCCUGUUAGCAGAACGUGCCAUGGCUGAUACAUUAAAAGACAUCUGCUCUCCACUGUGACUUGACUCAGCCCUCCUCCGCCGUCUUCAUAGGUACUUGGACCUGCUGGACAGGCGCUUUGCUGGUGUCACUGUUUGUCAGUGAAGUUACAUGGUGGUAAAUGCAGUUGGCAGCAGCUACCAGCAGAGGGCCAACUUUGUUUUAUGAUCACUGAACCCUGUUGCCAGUGAAGAGUCUAUAGUUCAUGAAGGGUAGCUGUGUUCAUUUUGCGUCCAACAAAUCUAUCAAUACAAAUGCUCUCUUCAUUUAGUUUUACACUAAACAUGUACUCCCAUCAGUUCACUGUAUUCCAGCACUUUUGCUUUCUUGUUUCUUUUUGAUUUGAUUUGCAGGCUGCAUAUUCGCAAAUUGACUGAUAACAUGUGAUUUCAUAUCAAAGAAAUGUGUUUAUUAGGGUAAGUAUCGAUGCUACAACAAUUUAGACGGAGGAAAGAGAUGAAUUAUUUACACAUUUGAAACUCAAACCAAGCCAACAUGGAUUCAUUUACACGAUGGCCUUAUUUCCUCAAGGGAGACAUUGUUGUGCCAUGUUCAGUGACCUGAAAUUUACCAUUCUGAAUGUAUAUUUGUGGUUAGUUUUAUGAAUGUGACUGACAUUGCCUGCUGUAAGUUGUGCAUUGAAGCAUUGUCACUGCUGGUUAAUUUAAUGUUUUCAGGGUCUUCUGAGGUGCCACAGCCACAAUAAUUUUAAUAUGUUUGAUACUCGAGAAUGA